Molecule: messenger RNA, 2521 nt
Organism: Mastomys coucha (southern multimammate mouse)
Lineage: Eukaryota; Metazoa; Chordata; Mammalia; Rodentia; Muridae
Gene: Hoxc13
Product: homeobox C13
Exons: 2
Coding region: 115-1101 (328 amino acids)
Biological process (GO): regulation of transcription by RNA polymerase II
Molecular function (GO): RNA polymerase II cis-regulatory region sequence-specific DNA binding; DNA-binding transcription factor activity, RNA polymerase II-specific
Source: RefSeq, a predicted model, not a curated record
AGGGGUGGAGAGAGAAGGGAGGAGGGAUGGGGGAGGGAAAAAGGGAGCGAGGUGUCUCCCUAGCUCGCUGCCUCUGGUAAGUGGAGUUUUUAAAAAGCUGGAGCAGAUCAUGUCAUGACGACUUCGCUGCUCCUGCACCCGCGCUGGCCGGAGAGCCUUAUGUACGUCUAUGAGGACAGCGCGGCGGAGAGCGGCAGCGGCGGCGGCGGGGGAGGCGGCGGCGCGGGCAGCGCAGGGGGCGGCUGCAGCGGAGCGAGCCCCGGCAAAGCCCCGACCAUGGACGGGCUGGGCGGCAGCUGCCCGGCCAGCCACUGCCGCGACCUGCUCCCGCACCCCGUGUUGGCCCGCCCGCCGGCUCCUCUGGGUGCACCUCAGGGCGCCGUCUACACGGACAUCCCAGCCCCGGAGGCGGCACGCCAAUGCGCCCCACCGCCGGCGCCCCCCACCUCGUCCAGCGCCACCCUGGGCUACGGUUACCCAUUUGGGGGCAGCUACUACGGCUGCCGCCUGUCGCACAACGUGAACCUGCAGCAGAAGCCUUGCGCCUACCAUCCGGGAGACAAGUACCCGGAGCCGUCGGGCGCCCUGCCUGGUGACGACCUGUCCUCCAGGGCUAAGGAGUUCGCCUUCUACCCCAGCUUCGCCAGCUCCUACCAGGCAAUGCCCGGCUACCUGGACGUGUCGGUGGUGCCCGGGAUCAGCGGGCACCCGGAGCCGCGUCACGACGCGCUCAUCCCUGUUGAAGGCUACCAGCACUGGGCUCUUUCCAAUGGCUGGGACAGUCAGGUGUACUGCUCCAAGGAGCAGUCGCAGUCCGCCCACCUCUGGAAGUCUCCCUUCCCAGACGUGGUUCCUCUACAGCCCGAAGUGAGCAGCUACCGGCGCGGGCGCAAGAAGCGCGUGCCCUAUACGAAGGUGCAGCUGAAGGAGCUAGAGAAGGAGUACGCAGCCAGCAAAUUCAUCACCAAAGAGAAGCGCCGGCGCAUCUCAGCCACCACGAACCUCUCGGAGCGCCAGGUCACCAUCUGGUUCCAGAACCGGCGCGUGAAAGAGAAGAAGGUGGUCAGCAAAUCGAAAGCGCCUCAUCUCCACUCCACCUGACCCGUCCGCUUGCCCGCCCGCCCCGACUAUUUAUGUCACUGCUUUGUACCAUAACGGAAUCCACCCGAAGGACGCUGCACCGGCGCAGACCACUAUUUAAUCUUACAGAGAAAGAGGAACAGCUCUGCCUUACCCUAGUCCCAUCCCACCCCUAAUAUCACUGCCCCCCGCCAGACGGCACCCACUCAGCAUCCUCAGCUGUAGAGGUGGGUUUGAAUGGGGUGCCAAAGGAAGACUGUCUCUAACCCCCUGGCCUUUGUGGCUUGUCCCACUAGAAAGCCGAGUGGCCUGGAGAGUUCAGUCAUUCCUACCAAAGCAGGACUGAGAUUCCAAAUUACUCAGUUCUUGCCUCUUCCUGUGCCUCAGCUUGUGGAAGACACUCCUUCCCCUUCUUGGGGUGCAUGGGCACAGGAUCUGGGUAGCUCUUUCUUUCUUUCUUGUUCUCCCUUUUUACUGUCAUUCCUGAACUCCGUAGGCAAGGUUUUCCUAGUUAGGAUUUUUCUGUGCAUCUUUUAAAAGUGUUAAUGAUGAUGCUAAUCCUUAGGGUCUGGCAGUGUAACAUAAUUCAAACUGAACCGUUCUUGGAACUUGUAGAUUUUCUUUUCUUUUCUUUUUUCUUUCUUUUCCCUCUCUUUCUUCCUUCCUUCCUUCCUUCCUUUUCUCUCUCUCUCUCUCUCUCUCUCUCUCUCUCUCUCUCUGUCUCUCUCUCUUUCUUUCUUUCUUUCUUUCUUUCCUUCUCUGUCUGUCUCAACAAAAGCUGGAGUUGGUGCAGCCCCUAGCCACAUCCUAACCCAGAAAUGAUUCCCAGGAGGUGCCUUUGACCCCACUGCCUCCUCUGCUUUGCACUCAGUCCUAUGGAAAUCCAAGGAGGACAAAAAAAUCUCCAGCCACAAUGCUAAGUGUGGCUUCUGUCUCUUUCUCUCUCGUGGUGAGGUUGGGAAUUAGGCCAGGCUUAGAAUCAGAACUUUUUAUCAACUUCUUUAAAAGAGAUAGAGGGUGGGUCCCUCAGAAGAUCUUCAGUCAUAUCUCUACAUAAGCAAUAGCAGUAGGUGGAGAAGAGAGACCACACACUUUCAUUUUUCACUGAUUUCCUAAGCAUAACUUGAGGAGCUGAUGGGGGGGGGGGGCGGUGACAUCAUUGGUCCUGGAUAAACCAGCUAAAUGUAGACUCUGCCUAAUUUCUCCCUCCUCAAAAGCCAACUUGGUGCUGUGGGGGCCCCCUCACCUCUUCCCUUCCCACUGGCUCAUUACAAAACAGUGUUCUUUUGAAAUGCCCAUCUGAAAUAGGCUCUUUUUUUUUUUAAUGUUGUGUAUCUGUAUAUAGUAUCGUGACGUCUGAAUGACAAUGUAUUGAAUGCAAAGAAGAAAAAACCCACAAACUCGUUUUUAAAAUAAAAUAUCCUUUUGUUUUUGGUCUUGA